UCCACUAUACGUUAUACCAGGCAGGCGUCAAUAGAGAUAACGGUUUGUUGGAGCGGUUACUGUCAUUGGUUGCUGUACCAAGAACGUCGUCUAGCCUACUAUCACAUUUAUUCAUAGGUCUACUACCGUAUGCAUAGGCUUAGGCUACUGUAAAUAGAUCCUCAGUCUGUUGGAAAGCUAGCUAUGCGUUUUUUUGUGUGAAAACUGCAGCAGCGCAGUAGUUUUUUUUCUUGUAGGAGACGUCGUUAAUUGACUGAUUGGUGCGGUGGAGUCGGUGCGUAUCAACUAUUCUUGGAACAAGUUCAUUUUAGGGUUACUUUUUUCUCUAUUUGAUUUGAGGAGGGUUGUCACUUAGAAAACGCCCUCACAAGUCUGACAAAUAUUAUAAUCCACUUGCCUGUGUCUGCUUGGCAGUGCGUGCACGAAAAUAGGUUUUGGCUGUUUAGGCUACCUAGCUACCUAUUCAAGAGGUAUUUUUGACGAACAUUUAUAGCAAAACUGAUUUGAAUCGUUUCCUGUCAAUAGUGUAAACCACUGUCAAUGCAGGCUUAACUUAAUUCGGAUUUCGUUUAAUUAGUAAUUCGCCAACAAGAAGGCACUGAACGCUGAACUGCAGAGGUAUCUGUUCCGUGGAGAAGGAUUUUGCGAUGAUAUCUGGGGAUGCAGGGCCGAGUAUGGGCACUGGCUCGGGGGCUGCAGAUUCAGCCUCGCCGGAAGAGAUGCAGCCACCCAAACCGCCCGGCCAACAUGCUGUGUCCGUGUUGUGGUCCUUCGGAAAAUGCCUGGCUACACUUUUGCCAGUUUACCUGGCCGGAUACUUCGGGUUUAGUAUCAGCUUAGUUCUGUUCGGUCUGAUGGUUUACAUGGGAUGGAAACACAGUCGUAACGAGAAAGUGAUGCGGCUGCGGUCAGCCAUGUACGUAUUGGAGAACGAGAGAGCAUACACCACUGCAAAUGCUUUUAGGAGUAAACAGGAAUUACCCCCAUGGGUCAACUUUCCGGACGUGGAGAAGGUUGAGUGGAUGAACAAAAUUCUGCAGCAGGCAUGGCCAUUCAUGGGCCAGUAUCUGGAGAAGUUGCUGGUCGAAACCAUUGCUCCAGGCAUACGUGCAUCCAACACCCACCUACAGACCCUCAGCUUCACCAAAGUCAACCUAGGGGAGAAGGCCAUGAAGGUUGUGGGAGUAAAGGCUCACACGGAGCACGACAAGCGGCAGGUCAUACUGGAUCUAUACAUUAGCUAUGCGGGUGAUGUGGAGAUCAAUGUGGAAAUCAAAAAGUACUUUUGCAAAGCAGGAGUGAAUGGAGUACAGCUACAUGGGAUGUUGAGGGUUAUUCUAGAGCCCCUGAUUGGAGACGUUCCUCUGGUGGGAGCCAUCACCAUGUUCUUCAUACGCAGGCCUAAGCUGGACAUCAACUGGACUGGGCUGACCAACUUGCUGGAUAUCCCUGGACUCAAUGCCAUGUCGGACACUAAGAUAAUGGAUGCUAUAGCCUCGUACCUGGUCCUCCCCAACCGCCUCACUAUCCCCCUGGUGGCCGACCUGCACAUUGCGCAGCUCCGCUCCCCUCUCCCACGGGGAUUGGUGCGUAUCCACCUGUUGGAGGCAGAGGAGCUGACAGCCAAGGAUACGGUCAUUAAGGGGAUAAUAGACGGGAAGUCGGAUCCGUACGCUGUGCUGCGUGUGGGGACCCAGACCUUCACAUCACACACCGUGGACAGCAACCUCAACCCACAGUGGAGAGAGAUGUAUGAGGUGAUUGUCCAUGAAGUGCCUGGUCAGGAGUUGGAGGUGGAGGUGUUUGAUAAAGACCAGAACCAGGAUGACUUCCUGGGCAGGGUCAAGAUGGAUCUAGAUAUCGUACACAAGGCCAGAGUUCUAGAUGAGUGGUUUAAUCUGAAGGAUGUACCAUCUGGCAGGGUUCACCUCCGUCUGGAGUGGCUCUCUCUGCUGUCCUCUGCUGACCGACUCAGUGAGGUUAUCCAGAGGAACCAGAAUAUGACCUGUAAGACAGCAGACCCUCCUUCUGCAGCCAUCCUGGCUGUCUAUCUGGACCGGGCUCAAGACCUGCCUAUGAAAAAGGGCAACAAGGACCCCAGCCCCAUGGUGCAGCUGUCCGUAGAAGACACAACCAAGGAGAGUAAGACUUGUUAUCUUACCACUGACCCAGUGUGGGAAGUUGCCUUCACAUUCUACAUCCAGGAUCCUCGCAAACAGGAAAUUAAUAUUCAGGUGAAGGAUGAUGACCGGGCUCUGUCUCUGGGCAGUCUGUCCAUCCCUCUGUCCCGUCUCCUGGCUAGUCCUGACCUCAGCAUGGACCAGUGGUUUCAGCUGGACAACUCUGGCCAGGCCAGCCGCAUCUAUAUCAACGCUGUUCUGAGGGUGCUGUAUUUAAAUGAGGAUGCCUCUCCUACCAGCCCCAUAUCUCCUCACCCCCUAAGCCCAGGGUCAGGCCACGGAGAGGGGGGUACCACAUCAGAGGUGGCCCCCGGGGGAGUGAGUGGAGCCCCCAAACCUGUACCCACCCAACCCAAGCAGACCACCCCUGACUCGGACUUUGCUAGUGAGGGCGUUCUGCGUAUCCACCUGGUGGAGGCCAGUAACCUAAUAGCUAAGGAUAACUUUAUGGGAGGCAUGGUGAAGGGGAAGAGUGAUCCCUAUGUCAAGAUCAGGGUCGGGGGAGUCACCUUCCGCAGCCACACCAUCAAAGAGAACCUCAACCCCUACUGGAAUGAACUUUACGAGAUCAUCCUAACCCAGCUGCCUGGUCAGGAGAUCCAGUUUGAGCUGUUUGAUAAAGAUCUGGAUCAGGAUGAUUUCUUGGGCAGGUUCAAGUUCAACCUGCGAGACAUUAUCAGCCCACAGUUCACUGAUGAGUGGUACACUCUGAAUGAUGUGAAGUCAGGUCGGGUUCACCUGAUCAUGGAGUGGCUCCCCAGGGUCUCAGAAUCCGCCAGACUAGAUCAGAUCCUGCAGUACCAGGCCCAGCAGCAGUACCAGAACAAGGCAGUACCGUCAGCUGCUGUGCUGUUUGUGUAUGUGGAGAGAGCGCACAGCCUGCCGUUGAAGAAGAAUGGAAAAGAGCCAAAAGUGGGGGCAGAGAUUCUGCUGAAGGCCAUGUCAUACAAGACCAAGGUGUGCGAGCGCUCUACGUCUCCUCGGUGGGAUGAAGCUUUCCACUUCCUGGUUCGUGACCCUAAAGAAGAACUCCUUAUAGUGAAGUUGUCCCACAGCUGGGGCCAGGCCCUGGGCACGGUGGUACUACCACUGAGAGAGGUGCUGUCAGAGCAGGGCCUGGUGCUGGACCGAUGGCUCUGUCUGGACGGGGCCCUCCCUGAGAGCCAGAUACUACUGAGGGCCACACUCAAGAUCUUGGACACCCAGCUGGCAGUGUGUCGUAGUGAUGGUACUGGGGAGGGCAGUGAGGACAGAGACCAUGUCAUCCACAGACGGGACACUGAACCAAACCUACGACACAGAUCACCGCUCUCUCAACUGAGGCGAGGAGAGGACGGAGGAGAGGACACGAGGAGUCGAGCAAAACCAAUUGAGAUUCUCCCCCUGUCUACCUGUGUCUCCUCGCUCAGAGUUGAUCAGAGCCCCGGCCAGGUGAAGCUGCAAAUUGGCUACUCAUUAGAGGAGAAUCGGCUGUUCAUCACCGUCCUCUCCUGCAGGGGCCUGCCAGCUUGUGGGUCUGCUAAGGACGGGUCCGACCCCUAUGUCUCCUUCAUACUUCUGCCAGACAAGAACAGGACCACCAAGAGAAAGACCAACACCAAGAAAAGAGACCUCAACCCUGAGUUCAACGAGAGGUUUGACUUUGACUUCUCUCUGGAGGAAUCCAUGCAGAGAAGACUGGACCUGACUGUCAAAAACAACGUCUCCUUCAUGAGCAGGGAGAGAGAGCUCAUUGGAAAGUUACAGCUGGAUCUGGAUCAGAUAGACCUGAAGAGUGGCAACACACAAUGGUACGAUUUGGUAGAGGAGACCAAUUAGAUGAGAGGAUGGACUCGCUUUCCUGCAGUGCAAUGUUACUUUGACUAUCACUUCUUCUGUUCAGUUUGUUUUAUAUUUGCUUACAUUACAUAUCAUCCCAACAAUAACACAAUUCAUCUGUAAAUUGAAUUCCUCCAAUCAAUGACAGAUUUGGUCUGUGUUACUACAGUGUAAUUCCAGAGUCAUGAGAACAUUUUAUUCAAGAUUGUUUGGUUGAAUAGAUAUUUGAUAUAAAAGCAAUUAUGUUGCUACUAAAGAAAUAUACACUGAGUACACAAAACAUUAAGAACACCUUCCAAAUAGUGAGUUGCACACCCCCUUUUGCCCUCAG
This is a messenger RNA of Coregonus clupeaformis (lake whitefish), 4329 nucleotides long. Its product is annotated as extended synaptotagmin-1. Gene Ontology annotation, molecular function: lipid binding. The transcript has 31 exons. The record is from RefSeq and is a predicted model, not a curated record. The coding region runs from base 648 to 3998 and encodes 1116 amino acids. Gene Ontology annotation, biological process: lipid transport. Lineage: Eukaryota; Metazoa; Chordata; Actinopteri; Salmoniformes; Salmonidae.